AUGGGGGUGAACGCCUUCCGGCCCUUCAAUACGAAGAAUAACGCCGCAGGCCUCAUCGCGGCGGUUCAAGUCCGCUACACGGACGGGUCUACCGAAGUAUUCGGCACGGACGGAACUUGGCUUGGUGCGGGCCCGAAUAACACGCAGUCGGCCUCGACGUACCCCGUCGGUUUCCCGCUGCCGUCUGCGGAUCAAGUGGGUUUGCUGACCAGCGGGAUUGGAUGGUCCAACGUCAGCGUCGCGGGACUGUGGAACACCGUCGGGUCGUGGGGAAAUACCUCGCUCCUCCCUUCCCCGGCGUUCGGGGUGCAGAACCUGACCGGGCAAGCGUCGUGGAUCUGGAACUCGGGCAACGCGUCCGCGGGUUUCGUGGGAUUCCGUAAGACGCUCGUGGCCCCGGAUGGGAAAACGCCCGCCAACGCAACGUUGUUGGUGACAGCGGACAGCGCGUUUCAGCUGUUCGUUGAUAGCGCCUACGUCGGCGCGUCGCCGUUCGACGAUAACGCAUCCGGGAGCCCCCGCACCUGGCAUUUCGCCCAGCGAUUUGCGGUCCCCAUCAUUGCGCAGACCACAACCUUCGAUAUCAUUGCCCAAAACUUCUCCGCACAGCAGAACGCCAGUGCGGGCGUCCUCGCCGCCAUUCUCAUCCAAUACAAGGACGGAUCGAGUCAGAUGAUCGGCACCGACAACACGUGGCUAGCCUCCGGCGCACUGGACAGCAACAAUCCCAGCGCGUUUGUCGCCUCGGAUUCGAAAUCUCUCAGCAUGGCGUCUGUGCUCGGGUCGUACGGCACGGCGCCCUGGGGCCAGCUGACCGGGACGUCCGAUGUACUCAAUGCUGCGCUGCUGCCGGCCAACGUCCCGGUCGCCGCUGGUCCACCAACAUCCAUCUUGAAUUUACCCCCUCCGACGACUACGACGACGUCGACUCCCGGGGUUUCAUUCCCGCACAGACGAGUGUCCUUUCCGUUCCGACGCAGAGUUCCAAGACCAGCCAAUCUUCAAGCGCGGCCGUCGGUCUUGUCCAAAUUUCCUGGUAUUCUAUCCUUCUUGUCGGUUUCUCUGCGGCCGCUCUCAUGA
Mycena citricolor is the source of this 1080-nucleotide messenger RNA. The record is from the annotation of a GenBank genome assembly. Lineage: Eukaryota; Fungi; Basidiomycota; Agaricomycetes; Agaricales; Mycenaceae.